Pieris brassicae (large cabbage white) is the source of this 2173-nucleotide messenger RNA. It is a transcript of the gene CSP11, whose product is annotated as ejaculatory bulb-specific protein 3-like. The transcript is spliced from 3 exons. The record is from RefSeq and is a predicted model, not a curated record. Lineage: Eukaryota; Metazoa; Arthropoda; Insecta; Lepidoptera; Pieridae. The coding region runs from base 286 to 654 and encodes 122 amino acids.
GCUUAGAGAUUGAGAAAGAGAAGAUGAAGAAGAAUUCGGUGGGGUCAUCACAAUUUAAAAUUUGUACUUUGAGGAUUUGAACUUGAGGUUGUAUUGCAACUCGAUCAGUAGCCACAGAGCCUUCAAGAUAACUUACGUAAAAUAAUUAUGUAUACUUUAUACGACGUCGCAAAAUAAUGAUUACUUAGCGAAUGUAUCUAAUAACAGUGCAAUGUACUUUAUAAAUACACACAGAACAUUACUACGCAAUUUAGUUACAGCCUCCUUGAUAGAGAAACUUGAGUAAUGCUCGCAGUAUGCUUCCUUGUUUAUAUUGUAACACCUGUUUUAUCCGACUAUUAUAACCCUCGAUAUGACGACUUCGACAUCAACCCUCUAAUAGAAAACGACAGGAUACUAGUGAGCUACUCCAAAUGCUUUCUCGACCAAGGUCCGUGUACACCAGAAGCAAAAGAUUUUAAAAAAGUUAUACCGGAAGCAUUAGAGUCAUCAUGUGGAAAAUGCUCCCCAAAACAGAAACAGCUUAUCAAAACGGUAAUAAGAGCUAUAAUAGCGGCUCACCCUUAUACUUGGGACCAGCUCGUAAAUAAAUAUGAUGGAGAGAAAAAACAUAGGGAAACAUUCAAUAAAUUUCUUGAAGAGAAAGAUAGAUAGUAAUACUUUUCAUUUGUAAACAAGAUUGAUUCAUUUCCAUAAACCCUACAAUGUAAAUGUUUUUACACCUUCAUAGAUGCAAUAAAUAAGUAAUUAUUAUCGAGGACAGAAUUUAAAAUAGUUCUUUACAAUUCCUCAUCAUUCAAUGGAAUAAGGAAAGACAUAUAUGGAUGUACAGUCCUUAAGACAUUAUAGAUAUUUAUGUAAUUUUUAAUUGAAAUUACAAUUUAUGUUUUUAGUUUUAAUUUAAAAUGGGAAGUUACAGGGUAAAAUUAAGGGUUUUUGUAUGUAUGUUGUAUAUUAAACAUUAAUAAAUAUGUUGUAUACAAAACAAAAACCAAGAUGUAAAAAAUUAUCCAUAAAAAAAUAUGACCUAGCGUGCGCUGUGGAAACUAUUGACGAUAGAACAAAAAAUCUCGUACACUAUUAUAGAACGUACCAAUAUUUAUCGCCAACGUUGCUAACGUUAGCCUAUCCCGAAUCAAAACUCUAAAAUAUGAAAUUAUUUUGCCGCCACAAAACAAAACUACGUCAAAUGUUGUCUAUAGGUAAGUUCUAAGACAUUAAAGUUCUACAAAUAAAUAUCUUCUCUAAUAGAAGAAAGUUUAGCAUUUAGAGUUUUUUUUUAUUUAAUGAAUUUAAAAAUGUAUUAGUUAUAAAUUUUCGUUGUGAAGUAUAAUCUGUAUAUAUAUCGUGUGUAUAUUGAUAUAAAUUAUGAAUGUAAGUGUGUAAUCAUUUGUAUUAAUAUCAAAUGUUAAGCGAUAGUUAGUCUAACCAAAUCAUACAUGAAUGUUACUCAUGGCCCUGCAAAGCCAAGAUUAUUCUCUACAAAAUGCUCCAAUUUCAAAAAAAUAUAAAGGAAGAGAAGAAACGAGACCACUUUGCUAUGCCAUGGUUUUAAUAUUUUUUUUAAUUCUUAAUAAUUAAAGGAUUUAUUCAAUUACGUAUACGUGUAAAUACCGGAAUCAUGAAAUGUUAAGUAUGAUAGGAAGUAUAGACAAUACAUUAAAAAACCAUACAUAUAUUUGGACAAAUUAAUAUUUUUAUAAAUAAUCGACUGAGGACAAUUUUUAUAUUAUAUUGAAAAAAAAAACAAUAAAUGAACUGAAUAAAACUACGUGAACCACCACAUUUAUGUUUCUUUGACAGCGUCAAUCUUGUCCUUGUAUCUCUGUUGGUACUGGUCUUUUGGGUCGUAUUUUGAGGCCAAUUCCUUCCAUAACGCCGGACGCUUGUUCACCAAGUGCCUUACGACUUUGUCCGCGUUACUCUUUUGUUUCGCUGUACAUUUCUUACAUUCGUUUUCUAAUGCGUCUGGAAGAGUUUCCUUCAAGGUUUUCGCGUCUGGAGGGCACCUGCUUCUGUCCAUAAGACAUUCAACGUACCCUUUCAACAGGCGAUCGGAUUCCAAUACUUCUUCAACGUUGACGUUGUCAUACUUAUCAGUGUAUGUUGACGGUUUCCCCCAAGCUAAGGCAAGGCAGCAAAGACCCAAGACAAGUGCUAACUUCAUUUUCCU